AUUCGGCCCAUUCUUCAUCGAACCCGUAAUCGCCGGGCUAGAGCCAAACACCAACAAACCAUUCAUCUGCGCUAUGGAUCUCCUGGGCUGCGAGAACGUCACCAACGACUUUGUUGUCGCCGGAACAUGUGCAGAUUCAUUAUACGGAAUGUGCGAGAGUCUCUGGGAGCCCGAUCUG
This is a messenger RNA of Sphaeroforma arctica JP610, 178 nucleotides long. RefSeq lists its product as hypothetical. Gene Ontology annotation, cellular component: proteasome core complex. The annotation marks the transcript as partial. The record is from RefSeq and is a predicted model, not a curated record. The transcript has a single exon. NCBI's taxonomy places the organism in Eukaryota, Ichthyosporea, Ichthyophonida.